AGAUUAGCAGGCCGCCUGCGCUCCUUGCCCCUAAGCCUCGUUUCCGGUGUACGACUCCAACGACGACGAGAUGGCCUCCCCGCUCCGUCGGAGCUUCCCCUCCCUCGGCCGCGCGCUUCUCACGCCGGCGCCGGCGCGGAUGCUCUCCGCGGAGGCCUCCGAUGCCCUCGUUGAGAUCAAGCCUGGGGAGAUUGGGAUGGUCUCCGGCAUCCCCGAGGAGCACCUCCGCCGUAAGGUUGUAAUUUAUUCACCAGCUAGGACUGCAUCUCAGCAAGGUUCAGGCAAAGUUGGGAGAUGGAAAAUUAACUUUUUGUCAACCCAAAAGUGGGAGAACCCAUUGAUGGGAUGGACAUCUACUGGGGAUCCAUAUGCUAAUGUCGGUGAAGCAGGACUUACAUUCAACAGUGCGGAGUCAGCAAAAGCAUUUGCUGAAAAACAUGGAUGGAAUUAUGUGGUACGGAAACGGCAUACACCUCUUUUGAAGCCUAAGGCCUACGCUGAGAACUUCAAGUGGAAAGGCCCCCCGAAGGCGGAGCAAGCAUAAGACCUCCAGCAGCAUGUGACCCUGACACUGGAAUGAUGUUAUUUUCCUCCUGAGCUCUAGAGUCUAGACCUCUUGUCCGUGAGCCUGGCAUUGGGACGGUGUUGUUUUCUUCCUGGACAGCCUUUUCUUUCAACAGUGUCCGUGGUGAAAGUACGAGCUAGAAUAUGCAUCUAUCAAACUUGUAAUAAGCAUGGUCUGCAAUCAAACAAAAUUAGUGUCCUUCGAAAACGUUUGUUCCUUGAUGACAUUGUAUCUCAAUACUGUAUGCUUCCUUGGCCGG
This is a messenger RNA of Zea mays, 824 nucleotides long. Its product is annotated as NADH-ubiquinone oxidoreductase subunit. The record is from RefSeq and is marked provisional. Lineage: Eukaryota; Viridiplantae; Streptophyta; Magnoliopsida; Poales; Poaceae. Gene Ontology annotation, biological process: electron transport chain.